Soboliphyme baturini is the source of this 1470-nucleotide messenger RNA. The record is from the annotation of a GenBank genome assembly. NCBI's taxonomy places the organism in Eukaryota, Metazoa, Nematoda, Enoplea, Dioctophymatida, Soboliphymatidae.
AUGGCGGCUACCGUGGAAUCAGCCAUCCGCAGAUACGCCGCAGCCUCAGGUAUCACGUGGCCGGCAACCGCUGAUGAUAUCAAAGAUCGACGGCAGAGCAAAUUUUCGUUAGCAGUCGUCUUUUGCUGGAUAACGCAUGCCGGAUUUGUACCAACAGUAGAGAGGAAGUUCGCGUGCGAUGACCCGAGCAUUUCUCUACCUUUGAAGCCAAACACGGUUUCUCUGUCCCUGUUGCUGACCGUAUGCAUCUGUUUUCCACUGACGACGAUCGUCUGCAUCGAAUACUCGUUAUGUCGGCGUUCAAAGCUCAAGAACAAGCACGCGGUAUUCUUCGACGUUGUGUCACAGGUGGUACGGGAGUUCUUCUUUGGUCUAUUUUUGGUCAUCGCUGUGAUGCUAGCCGCCAAGGCCGCUGUCGGCAGACUGCGCCCUCAUUUCCUCAGUGUCUGUCGUCCGAACAUCAGCAGCGGUCAGUGUCGUAAUGGCCUCAUCCUGUCCCCGGCCAACUGCAACGCCGCCAGCGGCCAUGCCCUCAAGACUGCUCGUGAGAGCUUCCCUUCUGGUCACGCUGCCGUAUCUGUCUACGCGUUUAUGUUCCUCAUGUUCUACUGCAGAAGCAAGUGCAAGUUUCUUAUUUCUCACAAGUUCCUAGCCAUUACAUUAGUCGCGAUUGACAUCGCAUGGACAGCUACUUGCUGCAUCACACGUGUCACGGAUCACUGGCACCACACCACCGACGUAGUUGCCGGCUGCAUAAUCGGCGUCGCCAGUUUAUCUGCGAUGCUUCUUAGAAAAAAUCCUAUGAUUUUUGUGCAAAACAAUAAUUACGUCUUUUCAGAUAUCGCUUCAAUAGAUCACGCGGCCGAACUGAAAAAUCCGGUACCUGAAACUCCAGUUUUAUUUAUAAAGCCAUCGUCGGCAAUAAUCGAGGAACGCGAAAACAUCAAGAUUCCUGAGGGCUGCCAGAAUCUGCAGCAAGAAGUGGAGCUUGGCGUGGUCAUCGGCAAAAAAGCAACUAGACUCUCAAGCGAGCAGGCGCAUACAGUAAUUGGCGGUUACAUACUCGCUUUGGACAUGACCGCAAGGGAUUUUCAGACAGAAGCAAAACAGACAGGAAAUCCAUGGCUCCUUGCCAAAGGUUUCGAUACCAGUUGUCCGAUUUCCCGAUUGGUUUCCAAAAGUGAAAUGACUAGUCAUGACGAUGCCACAGUUCCACAUGAUCUUCAUCUGUGGUGCCGAAUCAAUGGAGAGCUGAAGCAGGAUGGUCGCACAAGCCAGAUGAUAUUUCCGAUCCCAACUCUAAUCGAGUACAUUACCAAGUAUAUCACUUUAGAGCCGGGUGACCUUCUGCUGACAGGAACGCCGGCAGGAGUGACCACUGUCCACGCAGGAGACGUAAUCGAAUGCGGCAUUACGAAUAUUGUUAAAAUGCAAUUCUCCGUUAGCGAUGGACGAAGUCAAAACAAAUGA